AUGUCUGCAAGCAACAGAGUGUCAGAUCUGGAAUCCUCUGGAUACCACUACAGGACGCCCGUCAGUACGCUGCAGUCCUUCUUCGACCCGAAGUCGUUGCGCAACUUCAUCCAGACGUGCAGCAGCAUCCACAGCUUGGCCUCCGAUCUCAACACAGACCUCGACGACGGCCUCCCCACCGACAACAACGACGCACGCGAGAGGGUCGCCAGGUAUGGCAAGAACCUGAUUCCGCCGAAAUCUCAGAAGUCGCUGUUGGCGCUCUGCUGGGAGGCUCUCCACGACAAGGUUCUCAUUAUCUUGUCCAUCUCCGCAGUCGUGUCCCUAGCGUUGGGUCUUUACCAGACCUUCUGCCAGCCGCCGGAAUACGACGACGAAGGGAACCCGCUCCCGCAGAUUCAGUGGGUCGACGGUGUUGCCAUUCUCUUGGCCGUCCUUAUUGUCGUCGUUGUAGGCGCCUUCAACGACUAUAACAAGGAGAAACAGUUUAUGAAGUUGAACUCGAAAAAGGAAGACCGCAAGAUCAUCGUCUACCGCUCGGGCGAAAAGCACUACCUCUCCAUCCACGAACUCCUUGUAGGCGAUAUUCUAUAUGUUGAAACAGGCGACGUGAUACCCGCAGACUGCAUUCUCGUCUCCGGCGAAUGCGCCUGCGAUGAGUCUUCUGUCACCGGCGAAUCCAAAACAAUUGACAAAAAGACUAUCUUCCAGGCCAUGGAUUACUUCAAUGACGAAAUCAAGAGCUUGAACUCUGGUUCAAACACUGAUUUGAACUCCUCUUCCUCAUCCUUUCAAUUCGACGUCGGCGACGACGGCGUCUUGGACCCUUUUCUGAUCUCAGGCUCAAAGCUUUUGUCCGGCCAGGGCAAGGCUUUGGUCUUGUGCGUCGGCGAGAACUCUGUAAAUGGAAAGUUAAUGAGAGCUUUAACUAAUGAUGAUGAGGCAGACGAUGUUACUCCACUCCAGCAUCGGUUGGACCUGUUGGCGGACGGUAUCUCUAAGUAUGGCUUCUUAGCCUCCAUUGUUCUUUUCGUCGUGUUGUUUUCCAAGUUCGUGUUCCGACUAUCGACAGACAUGGACGACAUGACCACCGCAGAGAAACUCGCAGAUUUGAUCAACAUCGUUAUUACUGCCAUCACCGUCGUCGUUGUUGCCAUCCCCGAAGGCUUGCCUUUGGCCGUCACCCUGGCGUUGGCCUUCGCCACUACCAGAAUGACCAGCGACGGAAAUUUGGUACGUGUUUUAAAAAGUUGCGAAACCAUGGGCGGAGCAACCACCAUAUGUUCGGACAAAACAGGAACCCUCACCAUCAAUAAAAUGACAAUUGUGAAAGGAUUGGUUGGUUCAAAUAAACUAUUUGAUGAUCUUGCCAACCCAUCUUCAGAUACUAAUCAAAAUUUGAGCUCUUCCGUCAAUGUCUUGAAAAACUGCUCCGAAAAGCUCAUUGGUUUUCUGCUACAAAACAUUUUUUUGAACUCUUCGGCUUUUGAAAACAACCAAAACGAUGAUGAUGAUGAUGAUGAUGAUGAUGAUAAUGAUGAUAUUAAUAUGGAUCAAGGCAGCCAGAAUAAUACAUUCUGGAAUCCAAUGGCCACCGGAUUUCACGAGCGUAAGGAUGAUUUUGUCGGUUCUAAAACCGAAUGUGCGCUUUUGUCCCUAGUGAAAGAUAAAUUUUCCCAAUUUGAUCACUCAAUUCCUACUUUGCAUCAAUACAGAGAGUCAAAUGAACAUAAUGUUGUCAAGGUUAUUCCUUUUGAGUCUUCUCUCAAAUGGUCUGGUAUUGUUUACCAUGAUCCAACUGAUGAUUCCUACACUUUCUACAUAAAGGGUGCAGCUGAAAUCGUCCUUGCCAGCUGUCACUACCUUACAGAUCACAAUGGCAAAGCAAUAAAGUUAGAUAAGGAUGGAAUGCAGAAAUUGCAGAGUGUUCGUGAGGGAAUGGCUUCAGAGGCUUUACGUGCUGUUUCCUUGGCUCAUUACACUUUCGAUAAGUCUGAUCUCUUGAGCAUUGAUUGGGACGAUGUGACCCCACAGAAAUUGAUAUCAUAUCACCUCCAUUUAGAUUUAAUGGUUGGUAUUCAAGAUCCUUUGCGUCCAGGAGUCAAAAAUGCAAUUGAGCAAUGCCAUAAGGCAGGGGUUGAUGUAAGAAUGGUUACCGGUGACAACAUUCUAACAGCAAGAUCGAUAUCCCGAAAUUGUGGUAUUUUGAACGAAGAAACUUUCGAUGAUUCUUCUUAUUUCAUGGAAGGGCCCCAAUUCAGGAAGCUAUCCCAUGAAGAGCGCCUCAAAGUUGUCCCCAAAUUACAUAUUCUGGCAAGAUCAAGCCCGGAGGACAAACGGAUAUUGGUACAGACUUUAAAAGAAUUGGGCGAGGUUGUUGCGGUCACAGGUGAUGGCACCAACGACGCACCUGCGUUGAAAUUGGCAGAUGUUGGAUUUUCAAUGGGAUUAUCUGGUACUGAAGUUGCCAGAGAGGCAAGUGAUAUAGUUCUCAUGUCCGAUGAUUUCACGUCCAUCGUCAACGCAAUUAAGUGGGGUCGUACUGUUGCAGCUUCAAUCAGGAAAUUUGUCCAAUUCCAGUUGACAGUUAAUUUUACUGCUGUCAUUUUGACCUUUGUUACUGCGGUAGUUAGUGAGGAAAACUCUAGUGUUUUGACUGCCGUACAGUUAUUGUGGGUUAAUUUGAUCAUGGACACUCUAGCUGCGUUAGCAUUGGCUACAGAUAAGCCAGAUGAUGACGUUCUUGACUCAAGACCGGAAGGCAGAAAUGAUCAGAUGAUUUCGACCCAGAUGUGGAAAAUGAUUAUUGGAAUGGCAAUUUUUCAACUAAUAAUUACACUAGGUCUUGACUCCUACGGCAGUUAUCUGUUUUACGGGAAAGGUAACGAGGAUUUGAAGAUGAUAGAGGAAAUGAUGUUGAAAUCAAUGACCUUCAAUACAUUUGUUUGGUUACAGGUUUUUACAUUAUUCGUCUCUAGAAUAUUAAACGAACCACUUGAGAUAAACGAACAUUCUACUUUGAUGCAAAGACUGUCUCAUAAAAACGUAGGAUUUUUCAGACAUUUAAGCAGAAACUUUUGGUUUAUCGGUAUUGUUGCGUUGAUCUCGUUUUUGCAAGUAGCAAUUAUGUUUUAUGGUGGUGCAGCCUUUUCUGUUGUUCCACAAACUGUAUCAAUGUGGCUCACUGCGUUGAUUAGUGGUUAUCUCAUGAUCCCAUGUGGACUUUUACUUCGUGUUCUACCAAACGAAUGGCUACUCAAAGUACUUCCA
This is a messenger RNA of Pichia membranifaciens NRRL Y-2026, 3270 nucleotides long. RefSeq lists its product as hypothetical. The annotation marks the transcript as partial. NCBI's taxonomy places the organism in Eukaryota, Fungi, Ascomycota, Pichiomycetes, Pichiales, Pichiaceae. The transcript is spliced from 2 exons. Gene Ontology annotation, molecular function: P-type calcium transporter activity; ATP hydrolysis activity; ATP binding. Gene Ontology annotation, cellular component: membrane; intracellular membrane-bounded organelle. Gene Ontology annotation, biological process: calcium ion transmembrane transport; intracellular calcium ion homeostasis. The record is from RefSeq and is a predicted model, not a curated record.